AUGGCUCCAGCUCCAAGCACCUUGAGAACGCCAAGUAAGCCAGUUAUUCUGAGAACGCCAAAAAGGCCAGUGCUAAAACGAAAGAGAGAUGAGGCAGUCCCGAUCGUGCCAGUCGUUCUAGAUAUUCCAUUGACUCCCCAGAAAACUCCCGGAAAAAAGGAAGAAGACGUCAAAGUAAAGCUCAAGGAACUUCUCGAAGAUGAAACAUUACGCGAUACCGUCAUCAAGGAGAAAUCAAGCCAUAGGAAAGACUUAGAUUAUGAUAUUUUUGCACUUUCCUACAGAGAAGCCGGAGAAACACGACCAACCUUCUUUGUCUACUGCGAUCACGAGUAUUGCCGGAACGAUCUUAACAAAGCUCUCUACCGGGCAGUUGGAGCGAAAUCGAAAAACAGAAAAUUGGACGCGGGUGCGGUGACUCGACAUGAGAAUACACGACACUUCAACAAGACCAAAGCACUCUACUCGGCUGUUGCAGAAGCUGUCGUUGGAAUCGGCCUUCCUCUCGACGUCUUUGACCAUCCGUUGAUGAAAAAGUCUUGGAAAUUCUCGACGAGAAGUACAAGAACGGCGUCUCGCGGCACAUCAUCGAAAAACAUAUUCGGCGAAAUCACGGAUCGAAUCAAGAAACGAGCACUCCAACUUGCAAACGAAGGCCGAGUGGCCAUCUGCCUGGAUAACUACGAUCAUCAAAGCGCGAAGUACUGCGGCAUCCUCCUCUGCACGUUCGGCACAGAAGGAACAAAAUGCCUUCGAUGGUUCAUCUCUUUUCGACGAGUGCUCGACUGCUCAGAUAAAGGGAUGCGCACUCAUCUUCGCGAUAUCCUUGCAGAAUAUGGACUUAUAUCGGUGCAACUGGGAGUCGUCUUCGCCGCAAGUUAUUUUACAUAUGACAAAGCACCUUUUCUGGCCUUUGCCAUUAUAAUUCUUUUCUUUAUGGCAAAAUAUGCGAUCGAACAGGAAAUUACAUUCAGACAGCAAUCAGCUGAAGACAUCAAAAAACAAUUAAAAGAAAUAGAAGGACGUCAAACUCAUGAGAAAGCUAUUCUUGAAGCAGAAUCAAGAAAACGAGAUCAAGAACUAGCCAAGUUUACAACAGAAGAGGAGACGAAACGCAUUCAAGCUGAGUUGAAAUUUCAAGACACCAACAGAAAACGCGAAUUAGAGCAGCGUCGUUUUGAUCAAGAAGAGGAGACUCGUCGAAUUCAAUUCGAGUUGAAUAAAGAUCUUGAAUAUAAAAAACUUAAAGAAACAACAGCAAGAAUCGAGAUUGAGAAUAAUAAAAUCUGCCAGGAUAAAGAUCGAGAAGCGAAACUCUCUUUGGACAAAAUGCAAGUCAAGGCCGACGUUGCAAAGCAUGAAAACUCUCUCGCAUUGAAGGAAAGACGGGAAGCUCUAGACAGGGAGUCAAAGGAAAAGAUGCACGCUUAUGAAAUGACACUUCAAGAACAAAGAAUCCGAAAUCAACAUGAAAUUGACGAACGAAAAGUUAAGGACGCACGAGCGAUUGAUGACGCAAAAGUUUACAAUGAAUCGAAAGGAUUUUUUAGAAAGUUUUGGUAG
Messenger RNA from Oikopleura dioica, 1563 nucleotides. NCBI's taxonomy places the organism in Eukaryota, Metazoa, Chordata, Appendicularia, Copelata, Oikopleuridae. The record is from the annotation of a GenBank genome assembly.